AUGAAAUCUCUAACUUCAUUAUAUAUUUUAUCCUUUCGGAUACUAGAAAUAUAUGGACACCUAAUAAAUUCGGAAAUCGCAAAAGAUUUAUCUGUUUAUAUUUGUUCACAUGGUUCAACUUAUUCACAUGCUAAUAUGAAUGUGAGUUGUUUUUUUCUUGAAAAUUUAUAUUUCAUCCCGAAUUUUGAAUGUUUCAGUUUAUUCAAUAUCCCGUGCAAUUUUGUGUGUCACUACGAUCAAAUAAGGGAAUUCGAGAACAUUAUCGAGAUCUUCAAUCAUCAACUUCACUUCAGGGAACUGUUCAAAUAUCAUGGAGACAAUUAGCCACUGCAAAUUCGUGUAAACUUACUUUCAAGGUAAUUUUAAUCUUUGUAAUAUACUUAAGCUUAUCCCAAGUUUUUAUUUUUCAGGGAUAUCAAACAGAAUAUCGAAUAUCACCUGAUUUGGGUGGCUAUAUUCCGUGUCAAAAUGCGAUUUCGCGACAUCUUUUUAGAUUGUCUCAAAGUAUGAAUUUUGGUUCGGGGCAGAUUGAGAGAAUUGAAUUUAAUAAUUCGAAUAGUAAAUGUCCUAUUGAAAAUGUUCCGACUGCAUAUCCCGUAAGUUGUUUUUUCCAUGAAAAUUGUAAAAGAAAACAACGAGACUCCGCGUUGACGACAACGCGCGUGGUUUGAAUUUUUUAAUUUUUCAAUGGGCUUCCAGGGUAAAUCGCAGAACAGGCCCCCACUUUCAGCCAAAAUUUCAACGAUUUUGUGUUUCUUUUUGAAUAGAAAAUGAAUAACAUUAAAUUGUUCAUAAAAAGCAAAUAAAUAUUAUAAAAAUCAAGGCAAAAAACCUAUAAUCAUAGUUUUUGGUGUUUGAUGAAACGUUUUCGAGGUUUUUCUUUUCGCCAUCUCUAUUCUCAAGAAUUUGCUAUUUUUUGCAGCAAAGAUUUUGAAAUUUGGUGAAGAAUGAACGAUUUUAGCAUUUUUUUUGAAAAAACGAAAAAUGUUUUUGAGGUUUGAAAAAAUUCACAAACGUCGUGUUGUCUGCCGUCUCUCUUACCCGCUUCUAUCUCUCAUUUUCUCUGCUUCUCUCUCCUCGUCUCUUCUACACGCAACACUCUCUCGUUUAUUUUUAUUUUUCAAUUCGUUUUUUUUUUUCGUGGAAUCAGGAAAUUUCACGAUUUUCAUCUAGAACAUCAUAUAUGAGAAGAUAGAGUAAGACAAGGCAAAGACAGAAAAAUAAACAUCGGAUUGUAAAAUUGAACAUUAGAAGGUUUUGACAGUUUUUUGCCAACACGGGAAAAAAUGUUGUAUUACUGCAUUUUUCACCAAAAAAUUCAUUUACAAAAAUGUGAUCAUCGAAAAAACCAUAGUUAUUGCUAGAAAACUAUAUUUCCUUGCUUCAUUUGCUGUCUCAUCAUAAUUUCCCUGAUUUUCUCCAUAUCUCGGUGAAUCUGGCUCCUCAAAAAUCGGUGGAGGUGUUUCUACAGUGACAGUCGAAGUUUCACCUCCUUCCGGAUCAUGUUCUAGAAAUUUACAAGUAUUUCAUUUUUUUUUUUGCGAAAAAAUUUCACCAUUUUGAAUGGAUAGAAGAAUUGAAAGAAUAAAUAUUAGAAUCGCAAGCUUUUUCAUUUUAUUUUGAUUAAGAAAUGAAAUAAUUUUCACGUUUUCACGGAAAUCCCAUGAUAUUUUUUGCAGGAAUAUAUUUCGUGUAAACUUCAACAAAAUGAAUGGUAUAUGAUUGAGUGGAAGUCUACGACUCGUUAUGAAACUUUUAGAAAUGGGGAAUAUGGUAAGGUUGGGUCUCUUGAGGAUUUUACUAUUAAAAAUAUUGCAGGAACACAUUGGGCAAACGAUACACAAUCAUUCGUUGUCAAAAUGUCUGAAGAAUUGCGAAGAAACGGAACAGAAUUAAUUUGGCUUCAAAGAUUAGUCAAACUAGAUUCUCGGCUGAAUGGAUGUGAUGAUGUCAAAGUUCUUGUCAAUUUUGCCGAUGAUUGGACAAUUCGAACGAACACAAUCACAUUGACUUAUCGAAUUUUUGAUGGAACAAUGAAGAUACAUUCGAAAAUUAUUGGAACUUUUGACAUCGAAAAUUGGCGAGAAAUACAAUUUCCACUAAAAAGAACGCCUGGCGAUCAUCAAAUUUGUGCACAGGUAUUUUUUUAUAUAUCUUAAGUGGACAUUUCUAUGAGAAAUUCAAUUUUUUAGAUGAACUCUCCUGUCCCAUCUCGAUAUUUGGUUUGUCGAAAAAUCGUGGAUUCGUUAGAUUGUCCCUUUGCUCCCGAAGAAUCUUCAUUAUCUAACAAUAUUAAAUUUUAUUUAUUUUUCUUGUUUUCAUUGUUAUAUUUUCUAUAGUAUCUAUCUAUGAUAAAAAUUACGAAAAAAAAUAAUUUUGAAAAAAAAUAUAAAUUUGAAUUUUCUGUUUGCCGCCAGCGGAGUGUCGUUGCUGUGUACUUCUCUCGGACGAAAUUUUUCGAAUUAUUUUUUCCUGUUUGCUUGUCCUAUUUUGAAGUUAUUUUGAAGUAUGACUUCGGUUUUUUAUGAAGAUUCAAGUUGGGAAGAUCGAUCAUUUGCAAGAAAUCAGAGGCAAUUAUAUGAAUCUACGAAUGAUUUGGUUUUAUUGACAGUUUUUCGAAAAAAUGAAUCGAAAUAUUUUUGGUUUUGUGCUGCAUGUAGAUCAAAAACGAAUAGUUUCAAAAAUCUAUUAUCUCUCCGAUUAUUCGCAUUAGAUCAUUUAAGAAGUUCGCAUUCUGAAGAAAAUCCAGAUAUUGAACAAAUUGUGAAAGAUGAAUGGAAACUGGUCAAGGAAGAAACAAAUUUUGAUGUGGAAAAACUAAUGGAAAUCAGUAGAACAAGAAGAGAUGUCAAGAAUCAAUCACGUCGCAAGUUUUAUAUGACGAAUUUGAAAAGUUUCGAAAAUGGUCAACAUUUUGAAGAAUAUCUAAAGAAUACUUACUACAAGAAAGAUGAAGACGAAGAAGAACAGAGAAAAGAAAAAGAUUAUAGAUUCUGUUUUAUUUGCCUGGAAUUGGUCGAAAAAUCUGAUAUCGAUCAACAUUUUCGGGGAAAAUCGCAUACCGAACUCGAAUCUCAUUCACAUGUCAGCACAUUUUUCGAGCUCCCAUCAUCUGUUAUCACAAAGGAUUUCUAUGAUUCUGAUUUGACAUUUCCAAAAGAUAUUUUUGCUUAUUGCACAGUCUACAAGGUAAUUUUAAUUGUAAUUUUAAUUCGAUUAAUUAAUUAAUUAAUUAAUUAAUUAGUUCAGACUCUUCAUCGAGAUAUGUUCAAAUGGCGGUGUUGUCUUUGUCCAAAUACACAUGCUCAUACAUUUGUCACUUUUAUUGUUCUUCGAAUGUAUGCACUUCGACAUAUUGAAGCAAAUCAUAACUAUUUGUUUCGAGAACAAUUUAUAGAAUCAGAAUGGUAAGGUCGUAUCGUUAAUUAAAUACUUUAUGUUUUUUCUAGGAAUAUCAUCAAAUACGAGCUUCAAAUUGGUUUCGAUGUUCAAAAAUAUCUCCCAACAUUUUAUACUAUUCGAGGAGAAAACACUUUUAACCCUCAUAAUCCUAAUGAUUUUACACUUCCUCAACAAUAUUAUUUUAUUCCUCAAGAAUUUGUGAAACAUUAUUCGAUUUGUGGAUUUUGUUUCAAAUCGUUUCCUAAUCGUGAAUUUAUCAGACAUAUUGUAUCGCAUGGAUUUGUUGAAGAAAAUGGUGGAAAAUUGUUGAAAAGAGCUGAAACCAGCGCUAAAGUUGAAGAAUUAAUGGAGUCAACGAAUCAAUUUGAUGCGCAGAAAUUGGAUGAACCUGUUAAAAUGCUCACAAUUGAGGGAAAACAGUUGAAAGCAAAAAUUGAAGAAAUUUCUGAAAAUGCUAGUUCAAUCAGUAAUUCGUCAACUCGAACACAACAAAAACGAAAAUCAGCUUUGGAUGCCAAACAACUUUUAUCGAAAACUUUUGAAAUGUGAGUGAAAUAGCUUAUCUAUACUAAAAAUUAAAAAAAAUUGUUUCAGCCUCAAGGAAAACUUCAAAAAGACCUCAAAAACUUGGGAUGAUCCAAUGAAUUCGAAUUUCUCAAGUUCGUCUUCUUCUUCAGAUCAAGAAUCAUCGAAUGAUGAAUAUAAAGCAUCGAAAAAUGAGAAUAGGAAAUUCAGAAGGUAAAUUGGGACAUUGUUUUUGGCAAUGUAUACUACCAAAAACCUCUAGACCUCAAAAUUUUCAAAAAUUUUCGUUGUAGAUCAAAAAAAAAUCCUUCAAAUAGCCCGACAACAAAGAUUUUUUCUUGAAACAGAAAAAAUUUAAAAAUCUGAAAGAUAUACUUAUGUGGCCGAACUUCCGACAUUUCUCGGAAAGCGACAUAGUUCGGCCACAUAUUUUUUUUUCUUGUCAAGGCCUGCUGCCGCUCUUUUCGCUUCUCUUCUCCCCUUUCCCCAUCUUCUCAUAUGUUUUCUCACACAACCCGGCGAGUUGCCUCAAAAUCGACAAGGAGACACUACUUGAGAGAGAAAAGAGGAGAGAAAAGACGCGGCCAACACUAUUCCCCACCCUAUAUUUCUCUAGCAGCGUCUGUUUGUCCUUUUUGCUUUUCUAGUGUGGACCCAUUUUUGGUUUAUAAAAUAUUCUCUUUUUUUUACAGAAAUCGAAAAAUGUUGUCGAAUUCUAUCAAAUAUGAUGAUUUCGGUGAUAAUUCUCAAAUGGUUUUACAAUGGAUACAAGAACAAGCAUCGAAAAGAGGAUUGGAUUGUAAUUUUAAUAAAGACAGUAGUGAUGAAGAUACGGGGAUUAUUAUAAAAAAAGAGAAUGUUGAAGAAAAAGUGCGAGUAAUAAAGUUACCUAAUGAAGAAAAACCUGUUGUUAUGCUUGAAGAAGAAAAAGAAGAAGAGCCGGAAUUUGUUGAACCAGAAAAUAGGAAAAAAGUUGUGAAAAAACGAGUCAGGUAAGAUUUUUAGCUCCAAAUUUUCACGAUCCCGUCGUUUAAAAUCGCAGAACUCAACUCCUAAUAUGAGUUAUGACGUGGCAAAUGUUUUGAAAACUAGCUUCGAAAUUAUUUUUGAAGCCAAAGUCACGAUUUUUGCAAAUUUUGCCACGUCAUAACUCAUAUUAGAAGGUGAAUUCUGCAAUUUAAAUCGUGACCACCGGGUUCAAAUCUACUAGAUUAGCCUAUAUUUGAAAAUCUUCAGAUUCCAAGAAUCUACCAAGAAAGGAAAGAAGUCUAAUGAUAAAUCAAAUGUCAAUCUUGUCCCCCAAGGAAACUUGAAUUACAGUUCAAUGACACCAGUUCAAGUUAGAGAAUUGUGAGUUUGAAGUCAAAUGCAAUUUUCACAAAAACAUAAUUUUUUUCCAGAAUCCAAAACGCUGCGAAAGAAAGAGGAAUAGUUUUUGAUUCAACAUCUUCAGAAUCGGAUUUGGAUUCUGAUUCGAAUGCGGCACCACAAUCACGAUCAAAAUCAAAACCAGACUCGAUUUUCGACAAGAUGUCGCCGGAUCAAAUGCGACUGUAUCUCAAAAUUCAAGCAGCUCAGAGAGGAAUUCAGAAUGGAUUUGUGAAUUCUUCGAGUGAUUCGAGUGAUCAAGAAGAUGAAGAAGAAAAAGUGGUGUAAGUUUUAGAUAUUCAUAUUUAAAAUUAAACGAAAAUCAUUUAUCAACCUAUUUUUGACAAUAGAAAUUGGAUUUUUUCAAAUAAAACUGGAAUGAAAUUAAAAAUUGCAACUAUUUUUCUUCCAAAUCCAGAAUUUAAAUUUUUUGAAAUCCUAAAUUUUCUCGCAAAUUUUAGAGCUCUAAUUGAGUGUUUUCAACUACAAAUUCUAAAUUUGGGUAACUUGAAUUUAAAUUUAAACUUUCGGAAAUAAUUUUCAGAUAAAAAUUUCAAAACCAGUUUUUUCCAACCCUAAAUUUUCGUGCAAUAUCUAACUGUAAAUCAUAAAAUAAAUUUAAAAGUCAACUUUCAAGAAAAAAAUUAACUCUGCAAUUUUCAGAUAAAAAUUUCAAAAUCAGAUCGAAAACCCUAAAUUUUUCGUGCAAUAACUGUAAAUCAUAAAUUUGACAAAAAUUCAAAGUUCAAAUUAAAAAAAUAUUUUUAAUCAUAAAAUUAACCCAAAAAGGCAAGAGACCAUUUGUAAACUUUCCAGUUUUCAAUUAAAAAUUUUUGAAUCAGAUUCAAACCCUAAAUUUUCGUAUCAUAAGUUAAAUGUUCAACUUUAAAAAAAAUUUUUUAAUUAUAAAAAAAAUUUGUUCAAGAAUUAUGCAAAAAUUAUUUCCAACGCGUGAACUGUGACGUGGACAUUAGAAAAUCAUUCUAUUUUCAGCAAACCAACAACUCGCCAAACUCGAAAACGUAAAUGCGCCCGUCGUUAA
This is a messenger RNA of Caenorhabditis angaria, 6337 nucleotides long. The record is from the annotation of a GenBank genome assembly. Lineage: Eukaryota; Metazoa; Nematoda; Chromadorea; Rhabditida; Rhabditidae.